AUGCUGAGAGAUGAGAACAAAUUAUCCACACUUUGGUCCCACGGCCAGAACGGGGCAGGCUCGGGGGACGUGGCCCAGGAACCUCGGCUCUUCCCCACUCCCGCUGUGUUUCACACCUUGCCACUCAAGGGUAGAGUCCGGGUGGAGCCACAGUUCUUUGGAUUCCAGGACCAGCUCACAAAGGGCAGUGUGAAGAUAACCUCAACGUCACACCUUCUGGAACCUCGACUUCACAGUCCUCAAAAGCCUCUGUGGAGCCCACCUCCCCUACCAGCCGGCCCCCCUCCUCUGGGGCUCAGAGCAUCCCUUGCUGGCUACCUCCUCUCCAGAGCUUACCAGCGCCUCUGGGACUCCUCCCACCUCAUCUUGCAAGAGCUGUUGGGCCAAAAGCAGCCCCUGCUGGAACCCAUGCCCCACCGGGAGCGGCAGUCCUUCCAGUACAGGCUCUCCUCGCUCUACCUGUACUACCUGGGGCUGCUGCGCUGGUUCGACACCCUCUGUGACCAGAUGGUGCAGCGACGGCUGCUGGACGAUGCGGGCCGCGUGCUGGAGCUCAAAGACCAUCUGGUUCGCGUGGACCUGUGCGAGACCCACUGCCUGGACCAAGCGCUGCAGGACUUAAAGCUCACCCAGGCAGACCUGGAGGUUCCAAUUCCCAAAUACUUCCAGCUGGAGCGGUCCAGCAUCCUGAGGGAGCGAGAGCAUAUGCUGGCAGAGCUCCUGUCCAGACGAGAGCCAGUGUUCGCCGAGGAGAGCUUUCCAAUAUUACCCCAGACGGAGGCCAUAAUCCUACUGCAAAGGGCCAAGAGGGCCAGGCAAGGCAGGCUUCGAGCCACCUUCAUGUGAGAGAUUCGGAAAAAGGAGGAGGGAGAUUGAAAGAUUCGGGAGGAAGGGCGGCCCAGGUUCAGUCAGGACGAAGCAGCGAUCAUCAUACACAAGGUGUGGAAAGAUUACCAGCAGAGGAAACGCACUCAGCAGGACCGGCACGAGAUGGAGUUCAUCGGCAUGCUCCCCUCGUCCAGCCAGGCGGAGCAGUCGGACGUCAUGUCCCAGGCCAGCCUCAGGGGGGAUGUCCGGAGACUCCUCCAGACGGAGAAGGAGUUCCAGUCGGCCGUGGUGAAGACCCACGAUGCCCUCAGGGAGACGGAGGGGCCCGACAUGAAAGAGAAAAUGAAGGGGCAAAUCCGAGUGCCAUCAGCCUCAGCUGACCCAACCCUGAGCCCUUCUUUCCCUCCUCAUCCCAGUGUUGAACCCCACUUCUGUUUUGUCCUUUGGUCCAGAUUGGAUUCUCUUCACCACCCCCCCCCCCACGCCCCGACACGCUGCUCUCCCCUCUAUUCUGUAACUAUCCACUCCUUCCCUCUCUCCCUCUAUCUCCCUGGUCCUUCAUCUUUCUCCAUCCUUCCCUCUAUCCAUCUAUCCAUUCAUCCACCCACCCUUUCUGCCACCCGUCUAUCUAACCAUUCAUCAAUCCAUUUAUCCUUCUGUUCCUCCACCCAUCCGUCCACCCAUCCAUCCAUCUGUCCAUCCAUCCAUCCACCCAUCCGUCCACCCAUCCAUCCAUCUGUCCAUCCAUCCAUCCGUCCACCCAUCCAUCCAUCCAUCCAUCCAUCCACCCAUCCAUCCAUCCACCCAUCCGUCCACCCAUCCAUCCAUCCAUCCAUCCAUCCAUCCAUCCAUCCACCCAUCCACCCAUCCAUCCAUCCACCCAUCCAUCCAUCUGUCUCUCCAACCAUGUUACGUUCAUUUAGUGCCUUUACUGGCCGAUUCCCUGAUUAUCCACAUGAGUCUUUAGGUGGAUCCUACCUGACCUUUGCAGACAAGACUCCAGAACAGUUGAAAAUGGAACUGGAGGUGCAGGUCCAGGAGAGCAAAAAAAAAGGACAAAAAAAAAGUAAGGGAAAAGAAAAGGAGAAAAAAGAGAAAAAGAAGAAGAAAAGGAAGGGAGAAAUGACCAGGAAGCAGGAAGCAGAUACGAUGCUGAGAGUACUGCCCUCCAAACCCAUCCCUGUGAUUAAUGCCGGACACGAGGAGUACACAGAUCUGUGGAAGAACCGGUUUGAUAGCCUACAUCAGAGUUUUGACUGUGAGAUCCUCCAGGUGGAGAAGAGGAAGGAAGUGGAGCAAGAGACCAGCCUCCAGGUAAAUGAGCUGAUGCGUCAGGAGCUGAAGAGCCUGCGGCUGGCUGCGGUCAGGGAGGAGGGGAGAUCUUCGAAGUCUCCGAAGGCAAGAUGAGGGAAAAAGGUGGGCAUGAAACCUGAGAAGAGGAAGAAAGAAAAAGAUCUGACCCCAGACAGGUCUGUGGACUCCCUGUUUGAAGAACUCAUCAUCUUUGGCCUUCUACAGAAGUGCGAGACACCGGCUUUGAAAGACUGUGUUGGUGACUGCCUCUGUCUUGGAUCGACUCUGAAUUUGGCAAACAAGCUGCCUAUGCCUUCCCUGUUUGACAUACGACAGAACGUGGCCUUGUAUGGGGUUCUGCGGCUUGGCUCCCCAGACAUACACUCCAUGGCCCCCUUCAUCUGCUCCAUCCUCCUGGUGGGCCCCUCGGGCAUGGGGAAGAAGAUGCUGGUCAAGGCCGUGUGCACGGAAACCAGUGCCGACCUUUUCGACCUGUCACCUGGCAACCUGCAGGGCAAAUGUCCCGGCAAGACCGGGGUGCAGACGUGGGUGCAUAUCGUCUUUAAGUUGGCUCGGUACCUACAGCUCUGGAUUGGGAAUGCGGAGAAGAAUUUCUAUAAGCGAGUCCCAAAAAAAGACAAGGAGAUGGACCCCAAGCGAAUAAAGAAGGACCUCACCGAGGCCCUGCGACUGCUGAAUCCUGGAGACCGCGCGAAGCUGAUCGGGACCACUGACCGGCCGCAGGCGCCUGAGAUGAAGGGGCUGUGUCGCACCUACGAGCGGAUCCUCCUGCCGUGGCCCGAUUAUGCUUCUCGCUAUGUGCUCUGGAAGCAUAUGAUAGAGGCCCAGGGGGUCCAGGUGACCCAGAGCCUGGACAUCAGUGCCCUGGCCAAGGUGUCCGAUGGCUACACACCUGGUUGCGUUCUCCAAGCCAUCCAAGCCAUGCUGACAGAACGGCGGCUCCUGCAAUUGUCCAAGCGGCCCCUGGUGGCCUCAGAGAUCCUGUGGCACCUGGCAAAGCUGGACCCGGUGUACAGGGAGGAGGAGGAGUCCCUGGAGGACUGGUACUUCAAGACCCCGCUGGGCGAGAAGAGGAUGAAACUCAUCAAGGACCAAGACGCCGCCGAGGAAGCCAAGCUGGCAAAGGAGGAGAAGAAAAGGAAGUGAUGCUGAGGCCGGAG
Orcinus orca (killer whale) is the source of this 3302-nucleotide messenger RNA. It is a transcript of the gene DRC11L, whose product is annotated as IQ motif containing with AAA domain 1 like. NCBI's taxonomy places the organism in Eukaryota, Metazoa, Chordata, Mammalia, Artiodactyla, Delphinidae. The record is from RefSeq and is a predicted model, not a curated record. Gene Ontology annotation, molecular function: ATP hydrolysis activity; ATP binding.